Messenger RNA from Megalops cyprinoides (Indo-Pacific tarpon), 3309 nucleotides. RefSeq names its product VPS51 subunit of GARP complex (gene vps51). Bases 184 to 2715 code for a protein of 843 amino acids. The transcript is spliced from 11 exons. Gene Ontology annotation, biological process: retrograde transport, endosome to Golgi; lysosomal transport; Golgi organization. Lineage: Eukaryota; Metazoa; Chordata; Actinopteri; Elopiformes; Megalopidae. The record is from RefSeq and is a predicted model, not a curated record. Gene Ontology annotation, cellular component: EARP complex; membrane; GARP complex.
AAAUUUUUAGUGUCCUCCUAAAUCGACAUGCUGCCGCGAAGUGCGGAUGUAUUCGAGAGAGUACGGUAACUGUGUCAACGCAAAUCGACUCUUUUCCGCACUGAGGUAGUUGUACACACAAACGGUUUUUUCCGUCGGUGUCCCUGACCUCACUGGGAUUUUUACCCACAAUAUCUGAUCGAAAUGGAUGCGGACCUCAGUGCCUCGGCUGCUACUGCCCCACCGGACACCGAGGCAGGGCGUAAAAGAAGGGUCCACGGUAUGCUGAAGCUCUAUUAUGGGUUGAACGAGGAAGGGAAGUCCGAUCAAACUGAAUCGCUGGAUCCGUGUGACAUAAAUGGGCCGCAUUUCGAUCCUGAGGUGUAUCUCAAUAAGCUAAGAAAGGAGUGUUCCUUGGCUGAGCUGAUGGACCAGGAGAGCUGCAUGGUGAAGCAAAUCCGAUCCCUGGACAGUGACAUGCAGACACUGGUGUAUGAGAAUUACAACAAGUUCAUCUCCGCUACAGACACAAUAAGAAAAAUGAAGAAUGACUUCAAGAAGAUGGAGGAUGAGAUGGACUGUCUGUCCACCAACAUGGCAGCUAUAACUGAAUUCAGUGCACGAAUCAGUGGAACUUUGCAGGACCAGCAUGCACAGAUUACCAAGCUGUCAGGGGUUCACACCCUCCUACGGAAACUGCAGUUCCUCUUCGAGCUGCCGGCCAGGCUGAACAAGUGCCUGGAGCUCCAGGCGUACGCCCAGGCGGUCAGCUCCCACCGCCGCGCCCGCUGUGUGCUGCAGCAGUACAGUCACAUGCCCUCCUUCCGCGGCAUCCAGGACGACUGCCACGCCAUCAUGGACCAGCUGGCCCAGCAACUGCGGCAGAAGUUCAGGGAUGGGGGUUCGAGUGCAAAGGACUUGUCCGAGUGCGUGGAGCUGCUGCUACAGCUGGAUGAGCCCGCAGAGGAACUCUGUGACAAAUUCCUCAGCCACGCCCAGUCCAGACUGGAGACGGAUCUUUUGGGGCUGGAGGCGGAGUUGCGAGAACCUGUGUCUGUGUCUGGACCAAUGGCAACAAUAGACCCUGCUGGUACUUCUGUCUGCAAGCCCCCAACUACACCCACUGAUGAAGGUCCAGCUGCCUCUCCCCAGCCCACAUCCACCCCGAUACUUUCCCCCUCCACUAGGACUGAUAUUUUAGAAUUCAUCGACAGGGGAUGCAAUGAAUUUGUCAGCAGCCUCUGUCUGGUUAUCGCCUCUUAUCAGGAACUGUUCAUCAACCGUCCACAAGAGGGUGACUUGGCCUCCAAAAAUAUCCCUCAGAUGGCUAGCGGCAAGCUCCACAGCUUUGUUGAUGCCCUGGCCGCCCGAUACUUCACGCUGGUGGAGCGCAGGAUCCAGGAGGAGAAAGGGGUGGGAGAUAACUCUUUGCUGGUGCGAGCUUUGGACCGCUUCCAUCGCAGGCUCCAGGCGGUGUCUAAGCUGCUUCCCGGGUCUCCCGUGCCGAGCCAGGGGACUGAGAUCGUGGUGCGGGCUGCCAGGGAAAGGAUCAGGCAGUACCUCGCUGCCUUGCAGAGCUUCUACAUGGACAGCCUGACCGAUGUGAGGCAGGCCCUGGCAGCUCCCCGGCUCUCUGUGGGCGGGGCAGGUGUUGCGGGUUCCGGGGGUCUCCUGGCAGGAGCCGCCUCUGUGAAGGAUGCUCCCCCUAGCCUCCCGGACCUACUGUCCUCCCUGUCCGCCUCCAUUCUGAACCAGAUCAAGUCGGUCCUGGCAUCCGUCCAUCUCUUUACAGCAAAGGACAUCACCUUCUCUAACAAACCUUAUUUCAAGGGAGAGUUCUGCAGUGAGGGCGUACGAGAGGGCCUAGUGGUGAGCUUCAUCAAGUUUGUGUGCCAGUCUUCACGUCAGUUCUGCGAGAGCGCUGGGGACAGGGGCGGCACCACGCCCCCUGCCCUGCUGCUGCUGCUGUCCCGUCUCUGCCUGGACUACGAGACCUCCACCAUCUCCUACAUCCUCACCCUCACGGACGAACAGUUCCUCGUGCAGCACCACAACCCGGUGACUGCGGUUACGGCUUUGUGCGCGGAGGCCCGCGAGGCUGCACAGAAGCUGCUUAAUCACUAUGUCAAGGUCCAGGGCCUGAUCAUCUCGCAAAUGCUGAGGAAGAGCGUGGAAACGAGGGACUGGGUCAACACCAUCGAGCCACGCAACGUACGUGCAGUUAUGAAGAGGGUGGUGGAGGACACCACCUCCAUUGAUGUACAGGUGGGCUUGCUAUAUGAGGAGGGUGUUAGAAAGGCCCACAGCAGUGACUCCAGCAAGAGGACCUUCUCUGUCUAUAGCAGCUCCAGACAGCAAGCCCGGUAUGCCCCCAGCUACACACCCAGUGCUCCAAUGGACACCAACCUGCUCAGUAACAUCCAUAAACUCUUCUCUGAGAGGAUUGACAUCUUCAGUCCUGUGGAGUUCAACAAGGUCUCGGUCCUGACAGGGAUCAUCAAGAUCAGCCUCAAAACGUUCCUGGAGUGUGUGCGACUGCGGACCUUCGGCCGCUACGGGCUGCAGCAGAUCCAGGUGGACUGCCACUACCUGCAGAUGUACCUGUGGCGCUUCGUGUCCGACGAGAACCUGGUGCACUUCCUGCUGGACGAGAUCGUGGGCAGCGCCGCCCACCGCUGCCUGGACCCCGCCCCCAUGGAGCAGAGCGUCAUUGAAGUGAUCUGUGAGAGGGGGUAGCUGCAGGACUCAGGCACUCACUGACGGUUCAACUCUGAAGCGGGGUGUGGGAGAUCUCCGACCAUUUGGAUAACGGUGUGUAGUCAGGGAUUCAGAGGGUUCACUGCAGGAGAGGGGUCUUGAGAUGUGAGAUGGGGGGGAGGUUUGUAGGGGAUGGGAGGCUGCAUGUGGAUUGCAGCGGUGUGGUUUAAGAUGGCCAAAGAGAAGGACAGGACCAGGCAGCGUUCAGUAAGGCAGAGCACCACAAGACAUUUCAUAGAGAGGGCAGUGUCCAGAGUUUAAUACUUUAAAGUGCAUUUGACAAGCUCCUGUCGGCCUCUUUGUGACACAUGUUGUGGUGCUUGGCCUUAUGAAUGUAGGCCAGGAGAUAGACUGUGGGUCAGCAUUUGGAGACAUCAAGUCACUACAUGGGUGGGGGUUGGGCUUUAUUAGCCUAUAAGGAAUUUAAGAUGACCAGUGGUAAUUUAAUCAGUUAAAUGAGGUCCUCAAGGUACAACCAAUGCUGUGAAUGACCGAUUCGGGGGAAAAAUUGACUUCAAGAAUAUAAUAAUCACCCUCUUCAGUAAUUAUCAAUACACUUAACUAAUACCAUUC